UGGCUGGUGAGCAAAAAAGUUCAUGUCAAACCCUAAUUACUAACAUGAAUUAGCGUGUUACUAGCAUGUUUUAACACAUUGCUAGCAUGAAUUACCAGGCAUGUUUUAGCACACUGUUAGCAUGAAUUAUCAUGUUUGCUAAAAUUUUUAACAUAUUUCUAGCAUGUUUUAGCAUAUUGCCAGCAUGCCUUAACAUACUGCUAGCAUGUUUUAAAGGGUUAGUUCAUCUUCGGAACACAAAUAAGAUAUUUUUGAUAGAAUCCAAUGGCUCAGUGAAGCCUCCAUUGACAGCAAGAUAAUUAACUCUUUCAAAUGCCCAUUAAUUGAUUUAAAAAAAAAAAAAAAAAAAAAAAAAAAAUACAACAUUACAGUACCCAAAACCUAUCGAUUUCAACAUUUAUUAGGCUUUAAAAAAAUAUCAGCAUUUAAUUUAAGACUUACGUGAACUUAAGUGAAUACAAUCUUCACAUAAACCCAUUAUAGCCUAACCCAUUUCCUACGUGUCUAACAGUUAGGAAAUCUAUAGAAAUUUAAUAAAGUUAUCGAACACUUUACAUUCUUCACUGCAUAAAUUAUAAAUUAAAUAUAGAUUAAUCCUUAUUAAAGCUACAAUUUUCUCCGUUACCCUUUUUCUUUGAUUAACAUUAAUGACAGACAUCAAAGCGACUGAUUUUUUAGGCUGCUGUGACUUUAAGACCUGCCGCUGCCGAACAUGAUGCGCAUCUCAUUUUCUCACAACUCUUUAAGUUCAUUUAAGAUGUUAUUUAACUCAGUUAAGAUUGCUCUUAUGAAGAUACUCAAAAUGAGCAUUAGGCAUAAUUCUGAAUGUUAUUGUUUGUUCAAGCACGGAAGUUUUUCUGUGCACAGGAGUCGUGUGUCACCCAGACACAACAUUCACAAACAGCGCAUUAUCUUUUGUCUUGUGGCACUUUAAUGAUUUAAAAGAAUUUGCAUGAAUAAGAGUGUGAUCAUAUAAUGUAACUAGCCAAAUUAUGACAGUUUAUGACAAAUUAAUGAUGUUUGCUGCUUUAAUUGCAUUAAAUAUUUUUAAAACAUGAAUCUGAACAAAUGAAUUGCAUGCGUUAAUGCGCUAAUUUUGACAACACCAGUUUUAACAUAUUGCUAGCAUGACUUAGCAUGUUACUAGCAUCUUUAACAUGUUAGCAUAAAUUAACAAAUUGCUAACAUGUUUUAACACACUGCUAACAUGAUUUAACAUGUUGUUAGCAUGAAUUAGCAUGUUUUAUCACAUUGCUAACAUGAAUUAGCAUGUUGUUAACAUGAAUUUGUCACAAUAACCACAGUGUCUGAGGUGGGUCUCGAACCCGGGUCUCACAGUCAGGGAAAGCUACUUCUUUACCUCUGGUCUACUGGAGAUGAUAGUUUUUCAUAAGACCCAUGUGCAGAAGAAAAGGCAAACUAGGAGGCUCAGAUAACUCAAAAGAAAGCUGUCUUUACUUGAAGUCAGUUUUCAAAUACAAACAAAAGAGCAAUCACAGCUUUACAAAACAAAACAUUAAUAAGGCCAAAUGGCAACAGAGAAACAUAGCUUAAAUCUUUCUAGAACUCAGGUAAUCCGUACUGAGUUGAUACCAAGACUGAACACAGUUCAAUGAAACUACCAAACUUAAAUAGGACAAAAUACAGGUGAAUCAAAUUAACUUGAUGAACAAUCUUAAUUAGAGAGUUCACAGCAGGUGGUGCCACCUAGUGGCUUGGAGUGUCCUCACAGAAAAGGGCAGAUGGUGCCCACCAAUGGCUGGGAGAGUCAUUGCAUGAAGGAGCAGACAGCGCUCCCUAGUGGCUUGGAGAGUCACUGCAAGAGGAGUCUUACAGAAUUAACAAAUUGCUAACAUGAUUUAGCUUUUUGCUAGCAUGUUUUACACAUUGCUAGCAUGUCUUAUGCCAGUUGCUAGGCUUUGGUAGUGAUAGAUAGUUGGUGAAUGAAGCUUAAAUACUUUAUUAGAGUUGCUUUAUAAAAGUUUUGACCCCCUCAAUGAAAGUCUAUAGGACUUUUGUCAAGCCAACAUAAUUCUGAGAAAAUGUCUAAAGUCAUUUGUAGGAAAAUUCCACUUCAUUUGAUUUGAUAGUUGGUGUCUCAAGCAAUGUCAUUUAUACAUUUUAAAAUGUGGCUGAAAUGUAUUGCAUGUUACUGUUACUUCUACUAUUUAUUCUUUCUAUUUAUAGGGCUAGAAUUUUACAAUGGCUAACAAUACAUCUUCAGAAAGCAGUUCAAUUCCUCCCAAAAGCAAUUUAACUAAUCUCGAAGACAAUACAACAGCAACAACAUUAUUCAAACAGGAGACACCACUUUAUUCAAAACACGUGACAUACAGAAUUCCAGCUCUCAUCUAUAUCAGUAAAGAUCAGACCUACAUUGCCUUUGCUGAAAAGCGGAAAACUAAACACGACACAGAUGCAGAAGUGCUUGUGAUGAAAAGAGGAUCGUGGAAAGAUGGCAAGAAUGAAGUUGAGUGGGUCAGUGGAUAUCAGGUGCUCAGCGCUUGUCUACCAAACCACCGCAGCAUGAAUCCAUGUCCGGUCUAUGAGAGAGAUUCCGAGACCCUCUUUCUGUUUUUCAUUUGUGUUCCCAAUGGGUACAGUGAAUCCUACCAAAUAUACCAAAAAAGGAACCGGGCUCGGCUUUGUUACAUAACCAGUAAGGACACUGGCAAAACAUGGAGUGGUAUUACUGACUUGAAAGAGGUGAUCAGUGAAAAGGAGAAAAACUGGGCCACCUUUUCUGUUGGACCAGGACAUGGUGUUCAAAUGAAGAGUGGAAGACUGAUUAUCCCAGCAUACACAUUUUAUUUUACAUCCGUAAGUGAUAAGCCCACAUCACAUGCAUUCGCAUUCUACAGUGAUGAUAAAGGAAACACUUGGCAUGUAGGAGAACAUAUGGAUGGUGAGUCUAAUGAGUGUCAGAUGGCUGAGAUCAUAGACGACGAAGGUAACAGUACACUGUACUCCAAUGCUCGAGGUACAUCUGGCUAUAGAGUCGAGGCUCUAAGCAAGAAUGGUGGAAAAGAUUUUGACAAACCUUCAUCUGCUCAAGAGCUGAUAGAGACUGGUGAACUUGGCUGCCAAGGAAGUGUGCUGAGUAUUCUGUCCCCUGAUCAGAGUACAUGGCUGAUCUAUUCUCACCCAUCUGAUAAAGAGAAGAGAAAUGAUCUCAGAAUAUAUAUAAAUAAAUCACCGAAGGAUCCCAUGCAAUGGAAAACCAUACAAUGCAUCAAUGAAGGUCCAAGUGGAUACUCAGAUCUGGCAGAGUGCGAAGAUAGAAAGUACAUUGCCUGUCUCUUUGAAUGUGGACAGGAAAGCGAAAUUGAAAUGAUAGCCUUCAAGCUUUUCAAUAUCAGCAACACUUUGGAUAUUCAAUAAGUGGAUUCUCCACAGCAACGUUCAAGUUCACGUUGCAAAAAUUUUUGUCUUUUAAUGUAAUUUUUGUUUGUUUGUUUGUCUGUUAUACUUAAUUUGCUUAAUGAAAAUGGCUGAAUGUUAAAAAUCAAGUUGAAAAUACUUCAAAUUCAAUUCAAAUUACCAACCUAGCAGUAUGCUUUCAUUAUUAUAACUGUAUUAUAAUCUUUUUAAAUACUAUAUUUAAUUCACCUGAAUUAUACAAUAUGUAGGAAACAGCAAACAUAUUUUAUUGGUCAUUUCAUAACAUUACAAAAACAUAAAAUAAUGACAUUCUUUGAAUGAUGUUGAACAUGUCUGUACUGUUUAGUCAGAUUAAGUUUUCCAUAUAAUUAUUUUACAAAAACAUAAAAUAAUUAUAUGGAAAACUUAAUCUAAUUGAUAGAUUUUAUGUUGGUCUCAGCAUUGAAAGUAUGUGGACUGAGGCUCCUUUUUUUUUUUCCUCUGUCAAAGUUGUAUACUAUGUUUCAAACAUAUGGUUUUCUAUGUACCAGAACCAUUUCCAUAUAAGGCUCUACUAGGAGUAAAUGUGAAACAGGGAAUGGUCCCUGCUUAGGAGAAGGUCCUUGGGAUGCUAAGGGACCUCAUGGGUACCUGACCAAUAGAUGACCAUAUUUAGACUUGUUUUUCUAUAUGUAUCACAUUCCUAUACCAUGAUCUAUAUGAUGUAUUCUCUUUCUCAUUGGCUGAAACUAUACUACACCCCUUGUACUCUUUCUAUAUAUUC
Megalobrama amblycephala (Wuchang bream) is the source of this 4144-nucleotide messenger RNA. Its product is annotated as sialidase-3-like. Gene Ontology annotation, biological process: oligosaccharide catabolic process; ganglioside catabolic process. The record is from RefSeq and is a predicted model, not a curated record. Gene Ontology annotation, cellular component: lysosome; membrane; cytoplasm. NCBI's taxonomy places the organism in Eukaryota, Metazoa, Chordata, Actinopteri, Cypriniformes, Xenocyprididae. Gene Ontology annotation, molecular function: exo-alpha-sialidase activity. Bases 2203 to 3381 code for a protein of 392 amino acids. The transcript has 2 exons.